This is a messenger RNA of Polypterus senegalus (gray bichir), 3591 nucleotides long. It is a transcript of the gene inka2, whose product is annotated as inka box actin regulator 2. NCBI's taxonomy places the organism in Eukaryota, Metazoa, Chordata, Cladistia, Polypteriformes, Polypteridae. The record is from RefSeq and is a predicted model, not a curated record. Gene Ontology annotation, cellular component: nucleus. Gene Ontology annotation, molecular function: protein serine/threonine kinase inhibitor activity; protein kinase binding. The transcript is spliced from 2 exons. Bases 1263 to 2264 code for a protein of 333 amino acids.
UCCAAGAACACCGCCGUGCGACCACUAAGAGUCUUUUACUCCCGGAGCCGCAAGUAGCGAGAAAACCGGGAAAAGGAAGAGAGACACGAGGGCUGACGUUAACGCACCGAUCUUCAGAAAAAGAAGACAAUAAGAUGAAUGGAGUGAUGCCAGGAAGAGUGGCUUGAAAACCCGCUACUGUCACCAGUGUAAGAGUGACAGACUGGGUGAAUUUUUUCCGGUGGCUCCCUGCUGUGACCCGACCUGAGCGCAUAGUAAAAACAACCGGAACUGUCCCAGUUUAAAAAGAACAUGUAAAAAAAAAUAAUACAAAAUAAAAAUAGUGACAGGAAUUGUUCCUGCCUUGCGCCCGAUCUUGUCGGGACAGGCUGCAUCUUCCACGCGACCCUGCUAUGGAUAGGCGGGUUUGAAAAUGAAUGGACAGAUGGAUGGGUAAUGGCCGUUAACGCCUGUAAAGGAACGGGUCACUUCUUUUUUUUUUUUGCGGAUCCCCUCAUUUAGAAAAUAAAAGGCGCGACAGGAGAGGCGGUUUGGGUGGGUGGGACAGCUGAAACCUAACCGGAUAUCUUUGGGUAUGAAGACCGCAGCCAUGCUGUCAGAGUAGUGACUGGGAUAAAAUACUGCAGACUUCCCUGGCGCAGGACACGCCGUCUGACAAGACUGGAAGCACUGGUGACACCCGAUUGGAACAAGGCUGAUGUCACCCGAGGGGUGUGUGCCGCCGAGUUGGGGAGCAGAAGGAUAGUUUUUUGUUUUUUUUUUGUGGCUUAUACCAGCGUGCGACAACCUUACAGAAGCACGGGGGUUAUCCCAGUGUCAGAGGGGAGGAGCAAAGGGACUGGAAUUACAGCUGACUCAGUGCUCGGCAAGUCGGGGGAACUGCAGGCGUCCAGUCGGCGCGCACAAGGAGGUCAAAAUAAGUGACGGCAGGGCACCAGUUUACCCCUUGACAGAGGAUUUGCAAUUUCCUACACAUUUACUUGUGCGAGAGCAGGGCGGAGAUCGGGACGACAAACAAACAAAAAAAAAAAAGGAUUUGAAACGCUGCUCUCAAUCGAUCGAUUUAAACUCUUCAGUAAUCCUAGAUGGGUGAGCGCACGCAAUGGGACGGUCACAUCAGCCAUAGGCAGGACUCGCAGAGUGCCAUCGAUUCACCUCCGAUUGCAAACUGAUGAAGAACCGGAGGGCUUUGUGAACGAACACGAAGAGACACGUCCGCCGCUUUUGUUUUCUCGUUCUCCGCGCCAGGCGGCCCGACGGACAUGGAGCGCUGCCUGUCCCAACGGAAGACUAUGGACGUGUGCCUGAGACGCCUGAAGCAGGAGCUGCUCUCCAUGAAGGAGGCGGGUGACAACCUGCACGAGCAGAUGAACAGCAUGAUGGGAGCUCUCCAAGAGCUGAAACUUCUGCAGGUUCAGACAGCCUUGGAACAGCUGGACAUCUCUGGAAGCCAAAGGUCAACUCCGGCCCUGGCCCCUUGGGCUAAGGAAACCCCCGUGAAGUUGAUGGACUGCAUGGACCAUGGUGGGGGUGACAGGAGCCCCACUUAUUCCGAGGAUGAGCCAAGCACCCUGUCUUCUUCCAUUGAGUCCAGUUGCUGCUCCUCCCAGAACAGCAUGCAUUAUGCCAGUUCUCCCACUACCACGGGCUCAUCGGGUACGGACCUCCAUACCCCGCUCCCCACAGAGCCUUCCCAAAGGCUCUUCAUAAAGGAGAGUCCCUGCCGGAAUUGGGAAUCCAGAGGGAGCAUGGAGGACACCAGUGACUGGACUUCUUCUUUAAUGUGCCAGACCCGAAACCGACAGCCACUCGUUCUGGGGGAUAACAUUUUUGCCGAUCUGGUGGAAAACUGGUUGGAUUUACCCGAGGUGGAGAAAAAGUCCUUGGAGCCCACCGAGGAUCAUUCUCUGAGGAUGAGCCGCUCUCAGGAGAUCUGCCGGAAGAUCUCGCUGACGGCAAAUAUGUUCAAGAAGAUCCUGCGGAGUGUCCGGCCGGAUAAGGACAAACUGCUCAAGGAGAAACCCGGCUGGUUACCUCUGGCGGAUCGACAGGCAGACGUCUCAAAAAGGGCCAAAAAGGUGGCAAAGCCAAAAGGAACGUUCUACCUGCCGUUCCGAGUGAGCGUUGCAGGAAAGAAAGGACUUCAGCCGGCGGACGACCAGAAGAGCCCGAGACCCCCGGUUUACAUCGCCGAGCUCCCUGCCGACUCCAAAGAGAAAGUGCAGCCGCCGCUAUUUGAUUACAACACGGCCGUGUGGGUCUAAUUGGAGCCGACUGCCCGCGACCUCGGACCUCACGGGAUUACCGCUUAAGCAGGAUUUUUCUUAGUCUUCCAAAUGUGAGUCGCCGCUGAAGGCGCAUUUCAGACCUGCUGACGUGAGGGGGGCUCGCUUGGCCCAUGCUGCCAUCUGAUGAUGGGGGAUAACAAACUGCUUUAAAUCAAGUGGGACAGGCGGAUGGUGUCAAUGCCACGGCAAGGUGGAUGGUCAGUGCCGACUUAACAGGCCGGAGAAAUCAAGUGGCAAUCCUGAAGGUUCAAGAGACCCCAGGCCUGGUGCCCUCAACUUGGCGGUCUUUACCCAGACCCUCAUGAGAAUUAUUAAGACCACUUUACAGGAACGUCUCCACACCAAAGGGUCAGCAGCUCCUGCAUGUCCUGAGGAGUUACAAAGAGGACAGCCGGCAUUGGGGGCAGUCAGGGCUGUAGGAGAAGAGCAAACUGUAAAGAAAUGAGGGGACACAAAGUGACAGUUAGGGUACUGAAAUGUGGGGCUGGGGGUAAUGCUGAGGGGGUCACUGUUGGUACAGGUAAACUUUAAAGAUGGCGGCUCACUGUUGGAAAGGCACAAUCUCAGCAAGGGGGUCACUGUUGAAAUGGCUGAAUAUUAGAGAGGGGUAGCCACUGAAAUCACAAACAUUUGGGGGUCCCAGCUGGGACAGCAAAAUAAUAGGGAGAGGGAUCAAUACUGAAGCAGAAAAAAGUUGGAGGGUCUCUGGUAGUACAGGAAAAUGUUAGGCCACUAUUAUGUUAGAAAAAUUUUAAAGGGGGCGGUACUACUGAAACAGCAAAGUAUUACAGGGAAGGUCACAAUUGGGACAACUACAUUUUAGAGUUGUCACCUCACUGUUAGAAAGGCACACCGUGAGCAAAGGGGGUCAUUACUGAAAUAGCAGAAUUUUAGAGAAUCUCAAAAAAUUUGGGGGGUCACUGUUGGUGCAUCUAAAUGUGAGGCCACUAUUGAAGUAGGAAAACAAAUCGGAAUAAUAUCCCUACAGGGGCAGCAAAAUGUUAUGGAGGGGUCACUAUUGAAACAGAAAACAAACGGAGUCAUUGUUGGGACAGGUACAUUUUAGAGAUGGUCAUUAGGAGUAGUAGAUGGCCAUUACUGAAAGAGAAAACUGUUUAUGAGGAGUAGUCAUAUAAACAAAAAGGAUGGAAGAUGUCGCCAUGGGGAUGAUAAAAUGUCCGAUCACCAUUGAAAUAUGAAUACUAAAGAUGGCUGUGCUGCUCAUCUGAGAGGAUUUGAAAUCUAAGUAAUCCACGUCGACCUCAACAGUAACAUUUGCAGUGCACCAUCUCUAUUGGAAUGU